AUGGCGAAGGGUAGUUGCAUGUGUGACGAGGUCCACUAUGAAUAUACUGGCGAACCUGCAGUAACAGCUCUCUGCCACUGUACCGACUGCCAGAAAUGGACCGGCGCAGCUUACACCUCCAACGUCGUCGUCCCUCGCAAAAGCUUCAACGUCACGAAGGGAAAGCCCAAGGACUAUGAUGCCGUCGGUGCAUCUGGAAAGAUCAACAAGCAUUGGUUCUGCUCAACCUGUGGCUCCUCUUUGUACACUGAGUUGGAGAUCAUGCCAGACAUGACUUGUGUGAAGAGCGGAAGUUUGGAUGGAGGUGCUGCGAACCAUGAUAUCAAGGUUGAGUUCUACAACAAGGACAGAUUGGGAUACACUAAGCCAGUUGAGGGAGCGGACCAGAAGUCUGAGUUCUCUUAG
Molecule: messenger RNA, 405 nt
Organism: Aureobasidium subglaciale EXF-2481
Lineage: Eukaryota; Fungi; Ascomycota; Dothideomycetes; Dothideales; Saccotheciaceae
Exons: 2
Coding region: 1-405 (134 amino acids)
Molecular function (GO): carbon-sulfur lyase activity
Source: RefSeq, a predicted model, not a curated record